Messenger RNA from Spinacia oleracea (spinach), 2058 nucleotides. Its product is annotated as polyadenylate-binding protein-interacting protein 11. The transcript is spliced from 11 exons. Bases 432 to 1652 code for a protein of 406 amino acids. Gene Ontology annotation, molecular function: RNA binding. The record is from RefSeq and is a predicted model, not a curated record. NCBI's taxonomy places the organism in Eukaryota, Viridiplantae, Streptophyta, Magnoliopsida, Caryophyllales, Amaranthaceae.
CUUCCAAGAACCUCCCGCACAGUCGCACACUCCUUUAUUUCUAUUUUCUCUCCCCUCUCUCUCUCUCUCUCUCUCUCUCUCACCCUUUAAACUCUGCAAAACAAGAAUCACUGCGACAUUGAAAAAGCCACUCUCAAAAAUUAAAUAACCCAAAAAAUAAAGUCGUAUUUUGUUCUUCUGCUGCACUUUUUCUUCUUCUUUAUUUAUAAUUUACUGUAAUUUCCUCCGCCAUUGAAGACGAAAGCAAAGAAAGAAAGAAAGACUUUUUCUCUGUUCAUCGAUCUUCUCCUCAAAUCCAUGGACAUCACUCUUUGAUUUUUCAUCAAAUUCAGAAAAUUUGAGAGGUUGUUGUAGUUGUUGUUCAUCUCACUGGAAAUCAAAUUCGGUAGUUUCAAGGAAGUGUGAGCUUUUUCGUUGUGGUUGUUGCGAUCAUGGCGGUAGCUGAAAACGGUGUCGCAUCGAACGGAAACCACUACGAAACGACUGAUCUCGACCGAUCAAACGGGAAUCACAUCGAGAAGACUGAGAAAUGCAGCUUGAAGCCUCAGUCUUUGCCGAAAAACGACGUCGUUGUGGUUGUUGAAGCGAAAGACGAUGUUGAUAUUAACGAUAAUAAUAAUACUGAUAAUACUCAUGCUGUUUUGACAAAUUCUGGCAGUAGUGAAAACAGUGGCGUCACUGAUGAUGAUGAUUUUGAUGAUGAUGAUGAUCAUCAAAACAACAUCAAAAUUAACAACAACAACAAUAAUAAAAACGAUAAUAAUUAUCAUGUUAAUCAUCAUCAUCUGACAAAUGGCGGUGAAGAAGGGUUUAAGAAGGAAAUUAGGGAUUUACAGGAGAUGUUAUCCAAGUUAAACCCUAUGGCUAAAGAAUUUGUGCCUCCUUCUAUGGUGAAUUAUGUGAAUAAUAAUAAUAAUGUUAUGUAUAAUAGCAAUUUUGGUUAUGUUAACAAUUUUCUAAUGCCCCCGCCGAAUGCUGCUGCUGGUAAUGUCAAUGGAUUUCCUGGUAGAAGGAGAAGAAAUGGUUUUGGUCAAGGGAAAAGGAGGAUGAACAGCCGUACUAGUAUGGCUCAGAGGGAGGAUGUAAUCCGGAGAACCGUGUAUGUUUCGGACAUUGAUCAACAGAUCACUGAAGAGCGACUUGCAGGGCUUUUUGUCAAUUGUGGACCGGUUGUUGAUUGUCGUGUUUGUGGUGAUCCAAAUUCUAUACUUCGCUUUGCUUUUGUAGAAUUCAUGGAUGAAGAGGGUGCUAAUGCUGCAUUAAGCCUGUCGGGUUCAGUGCUUGGGUUCUAUCCUGUGAGGGUGCUGCCAUCGAAGACUGCUAUUGCCCCAGUUAAUCCUACUUUCUUGCCCAAGUCUGAAGACGAGAGAGAAAUGUGUGCAAGAACUGUUUAUUGCACCAAUAUUGAUAAGAAGGUUACACAAACUGAAGUCAAAAUUUUCUUUGAAACAUAUUGUGGAGAGGUUUAUCGCUUGAGGUUGCUUGGAGACUAUCAUCAUUCAACUCGCAUUGCUUUUGUGGAGUUUGUAAUGGCUGAAAGUGCAAUUGCUGCCCUCAACUUCAGUGGUUCAAAGCUGGGAUCGCUGCUUAUCAGGGUGAGCCCGUCAAAGACUCCAGUUCGCCCUCGUCCUCCUCGCUCACCAUCGCACUGAAUGGGUGGGUCAUUGGGUGGGUUUAUCCGGACCGAGUUGCUGCUCAACGUUAUCUUACAUAUAUAAUACAUAUAUAUAUAGAUACACAGAAUAGUAUGGAAAGGUGGUACUUGUGGCGUCGUUAGUUUUGUCCUUUGUUAUCUUGGGCCCAGUAUCCUGGUUUCUUCUUCAAUUUUAUAGGGAGGGUAUUUUACGUUUCAUUUUCAAGGCUUUGUUCAUUUCGAACUUGUAGUGAGUUUGGAGGCAAUUUCCUGAGGCUCUUCUUUCACGAGUUAUUUUUAUGUUGCACAGCACGGUAUGACUGAAAAACUAUGCCGGAGUUUUGUCUGCGUAAACUUUGCAGAUGUUCUCUCACUUUCUUUAUCCCACAUCAAUUUAUGGGUUCAUUUCUUUGGUUUUUUUUAAA